AGCGGAAAAGCUUGUGGACACCGAAAUUCGAGCGCGUAUUUAUAUUUUCAAUAUUUUUUAUUAGAACUGAAAUCUUUCGUUCACUUGAGAUUCUUCUUGUUCACACCAGUUCUCACCGGAAUAUUCCGUCGUCGGCGGCAGGAAUCUCAGUGCGGCUCGGGUUUAUAGUCUCUCUUUGCACUUGCUCAGUCAAUUUCUGGAUCACACAGCUUUGGCAUGGGAGUUGUGACUGUCUCUAGCUCUGCUGCACGAACUCCACUGGGAUUGGACGCAAGAUAUUUGACUCGUGUAUCUUUAUGUAGAAGGCAAGUAAUAUUAUCAUUCAAGAACGAUAAAAACAAGAAUAUAGCUUUAAUUGCACCUAGAGAAUCUGUAGCUCUACCUUUGGAGGCAAAAAAAGAAAAGGAGAAGAGGUCAAGAAAGGUAAAAAAACUUGUAGAAAGAGUAAGUGCAGUCUCAACAGAUGAAGCCUCUCCAAGUACCAUAGAUUUGGAUUACAAUGAAGCCGCUGCAAAACUGGAAUAUAUAUACAAACGAAGUCCUGCAACCACUGUCUCUCUUGAGGAGGUCAAAGACCAAAGGGUAAAGAGAAGGCGACCACUAAGGAAAAGGACUGGAGAGGCUGAGGAGGCAGAGAAGAAAACUGCUGACGAUGUGGUAAGGAGUAAAAGGAAGAAGGAGAGAAGGUUGACUCUUGAGAAGAGAAUUGCUCUCAAAACGAACAAAGAAGUCGAUUUUCUUGCAUCAUCAUCCCAGAAAAGGAAACAAAGAAAGAAUGAUGAAGAUGAGAAGAUUGAUAGGCUUGUACGGGACUAUUCAGCUUCCACUGACUUGGUCAGCCUAGACUGGAAGAAAAUGAAGAUCCCACCAGUUCUUCCUUCAUCUGAGCAUGCCUGGCUGUUUAAGCUGAUGCAACCUAUGAAGGCAAUCCUCCAAGUGAAGGAGAAUUUACAAAAUGAUCUAGGAAGAGAAGUGACAGAUGAUGAAUUAGCAGAGGCAACGAAAACUAAUGCUGUCCAGCUGAGGAAACAAUUGGAAGUUGGUCGGGCCGCCAGAAACAAGUUGAUCAAGCACAACCUCCGGUUGGUUUUGUUUGUAAUGAACAAGUAUUUCCAAGACUUCUCAAAUGGCCCCAGAUUCCAAGACCUGUGUCAAGCUGGUGUCAAAGGUCUUAUAACUGCCAUUGAUCGCUUUGAGCCAAAAAGGAAGUUCCGGCUCUCAACAUAUAGCCUAUUUUGGAUUAGGCAUGCUAUUAUUCGUUCUAUGACGCUGUCAAGCUUCACAAAGGUCUCAUUUGGCCUUGAGUCGGUCCGAGUAGAAAUCCAGAAGGCCAAGCUAGAGUUGUUGUUUGAGCUCCAGCGAUUGCCAUCUGAUGAAGAAAUUGUAAAUCGAGUGGGAAUCUCCCCUGAAAGAUACCAUGAAGUCAUGAGGGUAUCAAAGCCUAUCUCUUCUCUCCAUGCAAGGCAUGCAGUAACACAGGAAGAGUUCAUCAAUGGGAUUUCUGAUGUGGAUGACGUUGAAGGAGAUAAAAGAAGGCAACCUGCACUUCUCAGGCUUGCUCUUGAUGAUGUGCUCGAUUCGCUGAAGCCCAAGGAAAGUUUGGUUAUCAGACAAAGAUAUGGACUUGAUGGUAAAGGAGACAGAACACUAGGAGAAAUCGCAGGAAAUUUGAAUAUUUCGCGAGAAAUGGUAAGGAAGCAUGAAGUAAAGGCUCUCAUGAAGCUCAAGCAUCCCGCUCGAAUAGAUUACCUUCGCCGCUACAUUUACAAAUGAACCAACACUGGCUGACGACAAAAAUGCUAUUGUAUACUAAACUUUUGUAUAAAAAUCAUUUCUGUCAUAGUUUAACAUUACAUGCACAUAAGUAUCAGUUAACAUGUAUAAAAUCCAUUUUUCUGGGGCACAACCUGCAGGUAUACAUAUGUCUACACUUCCUAUC
This is a messenger RNA of Sesamum indicum (sesame), 1939 nucleotides long. Its product is annotated as RNA polymerase sigma factor sigE, chloroplastic/mitochondrial. Gene Ontology annotation, biological process: regulation of DNA-templated transcription; DNA-templated transcription initiation. Lineage: Eukaryota; Viridiplantae; Streptophyta; Magnoliopsida; Lamiales; Pedaliaceae. The record is from RefSeq and is a predicted model, not a curated record. Gene Ontology annotation, molecular function: DNA-binding transcription factor activity.